AUGGCUCCUCGAGCUGGCUUCAAUACGGACCAGAUAAAGGACAAAGCGCGCAAGGACCUCCUCUACCUGCUCGAGGCUGUCCGGGGGAAGAAGAACCUCAUUCUUGAGCGCAGCUUAGCGGGCCCGAUCAGUACCAUCGUCAAGGUCGCUACUCUCCAGGAAUACGGCGUAGACAAGUUCUUCUUCCUCGAGAACAAGAACGCCGACACCAGCCAGCGAAAUGUCAUCUUCAUAGCCCGCGGCGAGUGCGCUCGCCAUGCGUCAGCCAUAGCAGAGCAGAUCCGUCGCUUACAGCGAGAGAGCCAAACAGGCCAUGAAUUCCACAUCUUCUGGGUGCCUCGACGAACACUCGUCUCCGACAAGUUGCUCGAGGAGGCCGGCGUAUUGGGCGACGUGAACAUCUCUGAACUGCCUUUAUACUUCUUCCCGCUUGAGAAGGAUCUUCUCUCCCUCGAGUUGGAUGAGUCUUUCCGCGACCUGUAUCUCUCGAAAGAUGUCACUCCGUCAUUCCUGCUCGCCAAGGCAUUGAUGGAGAUCCAACAGAAUCACGGCUUGUUUCCCCGAAUCAUCGGCAAAGGCGACAACGCAAAACGAGUUGCGGAGCUCCUAGCACGAAUGCGACAAGAGAUACUUGCGGGCGAGGAUGCGAACGAGACGAAUCGAGGUGGCUUGGCACCAAGCACACUCACCGAAAGCGUUAUAAUAAUCGACCGCGAAGUGGAUUUUGUCACUCCUCUGUUAACUCAACUGACCUACGAGGGACUCAUCGACGAAGUAUUCGGCAUCCAGAACAACCAAGCUGAAGUUGAUACGACAGUUGUCGGUGCCCCUUCUCAAUCCUCAGCGACAAGCGCGCAAGCCAGGAAACGCAAAAUCCAGCUGGAUUCCUCUGAUAAAUUAUACGAACAACUUCGCGACACAAAUUUCGCCAUUGUCGGUAGCUUGCUGAACAAAGUCGCUCGGCGACUUCAGAAUUUGCAAAAGGACUACGAAGGACGAAACAGCCACAAAUCCAUCGCUGAGCUCAAGGACUUUGUCAGUAAGCUGCCCGGAUAUCAAGCGGAGCAGCAAAGCCUGCGCAUACAUACAGGUCUAGCAGAGGAGGUCAUGAAGUACACACGGACAGACCAGUUCAAAGGUCUCUUGGAAGCUCAGCAGAAUCUAGCUGCUGGCGCGGACCCUUCCUCACAAUUCGAAGCCAUCGAGGAAUUAAUCGCCCGCGACACACCGUUACCAGAAGUGCUGAGGCUGCUUUGCAUUUACUCAUGCAUAUCAGGCGGCAUCAAACCGAAGGAAUUCGACCAGUUCCGACGACUUAUCCUCGAGGGCUACGGCUAUCAGCACAUCCUCACGCUUAAUAACCUCGAGAAGCUUCAAUUAUUCUUGUCGCGCUCUUCUCCAUUGGCAGAAAUGAUCCCGAUGACUGGCUCUGGUGGCAACACAACAGGGACAAAGACGAACUACACGUAUCUCCGCAAACUUCUGCGUCUCAUCGUCGAUGAAGUUCAGGAAGACGAUCCAAACGACAUCGCCUAUGUAUACAGCGGGUAUGCGCCACUGUCGAUCCGUCUUGUACAAUGUGUGCUGCAAAAGCAGUAUCUGCUCAAAGUCACCAGAGGCAAUGGCGCAAGUGGUGCGACAGGAGCGUCCGCGGCUCAGGGCUGGCACGGCUUCGACGAGGCCGUAAAGCACGUCCGCGGGCAGACAUUCUACGAGCUGCAAAAGGGUGAGGAGAAGGCCGUCAAAGCUCGAGCGUUGCUUUCGGGAGGCACAGAGAAGCAAACGGUAUUUGUGGUGUUCGUCGGAGGUAUAACAUUCACCGAAAUCGCUGCUUUGCGGUUCAUUGCAAAGCAGGAAGAAGCUCGGAGAAACAUCGUCAUCUGCACAACAUCGAUCAUUAGCGGAGACCGAAUGAUGGAUGCGGCAAUUGAGAAGGAUUCGUUUGCAAGAGAUAACGUCAAGCCGGUGAGCCCAACUGCAUGA
Molecule: messenger RNA, 1983 nt
Organism: Colletotrichum costaricense
Lineage: Eukaryota; Fungi; Ascomycota; Sordariomycetes; Glomerellales; Glomerellaceae
Product: Sec1 family protein
Exons: 4
Coding region: 1-1983 (660 amino acids)
Biological process (GO): vesicle-mediated transport; intracellular protein transport
Cellular component (GO): fungal-type vacuole; CORVET complex
Source: RefSeq, a predicted model, not a curated record